UGCCUAGGACAAAUCUUCCAGGAGAGUUUUUAAAUGAUCUGGGGCAAGCACUCCAGUAACCUCUACAUGCCAUCAAAUGAAAGAUCACUUCUAGCUCAGACUUCCAGGAUGCUAGUGGGUGUGUAAGGGCUAGCACAAAAACUCUUGCAAAGAGAUAUUAUAGCCUAUGAACUGGGCAGCCAAAGAGUUCUCUGAAGUAGCAUGGUUUUGUCUGGACCAGUCUUUUGUGACUCUAGCCACAAAUGACUCCUAUGUGAAAGGAGCGCUGGUACUUGGUUCAUCCUUGCAACAGUAUAGAACAACAAGGAAGCUGACUGCACUCAUAACUCCUCAGGUCUCAGAUCUUAUGAGGAGAGUGCUGGAAAAAGUCUUUGAUGAAGUCAUAUUGGUAAAUGUCUUGGAUAGUGGGGAUUCAGCACACUUGGCGUUAAUGAAAAGACCUGAGUUGGGUGUCACACUAACAAAGCUUCACUGCUGGGAACUGACACAGUUUUCAAAAUGUGUUUUCAUGGAUGCAGACACAAUGGUUUUGUCAAAUAUAGAUGAGCUUUUUGAGAGAGAAGAGCUAUCUGCAGCACCAGAUCCAGGCUGGCCCGACUGUUUUAAUUCAGGAGUUUUUGUUUACCGACCUUCCAUUGAAACAUACAGUCAGCUGUUGCAGUUUGCCACAGAGAAAGGCAGCUUUGAUGGUGCAGAUCAGGGGUUAUUAAACACCUUCUUCAGCAGCUGGGCAACAACAGACAUGAGCAAACAUCUACCGUUUAUUUAUAAUUUGAGCAGCACUUCUGUAUAUUCCUACCUUCCAGCAUUUAAAGCGUUUGGUGCAAAUACUAAGGUAGUGCAUUUCCUGGGAAGCACAAAGCCGUGGAACUAUACAUAUGACUCCAGAACAAAAAGCAUAAAGGGCAACAUGGAUGACCCUAAAAUAGUUCACCCAGAAUUCCUCAACAUGUGGUGGGAUACCUACAUAGCUGAUGUUUUACCAUUACUAGAACAGCAUGGAAUUGUUAAAGAAAUUACUCCAGGGGUAAAUAUGCUAUCGGGCUUGGUCUAUACUCUGGCUUUCUCUUGUGGCUUCUGUAGAGAGGCAGAAGUUACAGAGGCAGUGUCCCACGUAUCAGUAUCACCACUAUUACCAACUGAAUCUUCAGAAGAACGCAAGGAACGGUGGGAGCAGGGCCAAGCUGACUAUAUGGGAGUGGAUUCCUUUGACAACAUCAAGAAGAAACUUGAUACCUACCUUCAGUAGAAGUGCCUGUCUCAAACAGUGGUGAUGCAAGGACUUGUUCCAGAACUAACAGCUAGAAAGGUAUAGAUGGUGGUCAGUUACACUUGCUAGUAGCUUGAGGAAAAACUUCUUGGCUGAAGGCCUCUGCAGUGCUACAGAUGAAGACUGAGCAAAAGCUAGGAAGCAGAAUCCUUGGGCCACCUAUUACUGCCCAAUUUCCAAUUCUCCAUACUAGAUAAAGCCAGGUAUUUUCAGCUUAAAAUUUCUUCUGUUUUGAUCAAUUGGCUCAACAUAUUCUUUAAACUGGGUUUGUUACCUCACCUCAUUAGGUGAUUAGCAUUGAUUCCUUUGCUUGCUGUUUUAGAUGUAAAAUCUAAUUCAUGGGAUUGCUCAUACACUGGAGUGGUAGCCAUUCUGCUUUACCAUAAAUGUAUUAAUGACACUGGGAUACAUACAUGUAACAGUAAUAGCACUGCUUUGCUCUUCCAGUCACAAUUGCACUGAAAUUUUGACCAGGUUCUUACGCACAGUGCCUGCAGCAUGGCAGAAUGCGUUUUUCAGUUCUGUAUACUAUGGGACUAGUAAACUGAGUUUUAUCUGUUCCUUGCAAUGUUGCACUUGAUAUAAAAAUAAAAAGUUGUCAUGCA
Zonotrichia leucophrys gambelii is the source of this 1875-nucleotide messenger RNA. It is a transcript of the gene GYG1, whose product is annotated as glycogenin 1. Gene Ontology annotation, biological process: glycogen biosynthetic process. Gene Ontology annotation, molecular function: glycosyltransferase activity. The record is from RefSeq and is a predicted model, not a curated record. The coding region runs from base 167 to 1249 and encodes 360 amino acids. NCBI's taxonomy places the organism in Eukaryota, Metazoa, Chordata, Aves, Passeriformes, Passerellidae. The transcript has 8 exons. Gene Ontology annotation, cellular component: cytoplasm.